Trichomonas vaginalis G3 is the source of this 171-nucleotide messenger RNA. RefSeq lists its product as uncharacterized. The transcript has a single exon. The record is from RefSeq and is a predicted model, not a curated record. NCBI's taxonomy places the organism in Eukaryota, Parabasalia, Trichomonadida, Trichomonadidae. The annotation marks the transcript as partial.
AAGGUCAAAUUUUCAACAAUCGAGUCUCUCUUCCUCACGCUCACAUAUUACUGCACAUACUUGCCCUAUUCAGCAUUAUGUCCGUUGCUACAUAUUUCCCAGUCAUGCUAUUCCAAAUUAGUUACAAGAACUACCAAUGUUGCAUUUCCAAUCUUUGCGAGCUAUAAAUAA